Messenger RNA from Fusarium keratoplasticum, 663 nucleotides. RefSeq lists its product as uncharacterized. The record is from RefSeq and is a predicted model, not a curated record. The coding region runs from base 1 to 663 and encodes 220 amino acids. The transcript has 3 exons. Lineage: Eukaryota; Fungi; Ascomycota; Sordariomycetes; Hypocreales; Nectriaceae.
AUGAAGUUCCUCUCUCUCCUCCUUGCCGCCCCGGCUCUUGUCUUUGCCAGAGACCUGAGCACCGAAGUCGUCAAGGGUACCUCUACCCACUAUGGCGGUAACCUGAACGGAGGCACCUGCUCCUUCGUGUCUUACUCGCUUCCCGCCGGCAUCUACGGAACCGCCUUUUCCGGCUCCAACUGGAACUUGGCUGCCAACUGUGGUGCCUGUAUCGAGGUUACCGGUCCUAACGGCAAGAAGAUCAAGACUAUGAUUGUUGACAAGUGCCCCGAGUGCGACAAGGGCCACCUGGAUCUCUUCCAGAACACCUUUGAUGCUGUUGGCGGAUCCAACGGUCUUGUUUCCACCUCUUACAAGUGGGUGACUUGCGACAUCACCACUCCUCUUGUUCUCCGCAACAAGGAGGGCACCAGCCAGUGGUGGUUCAGCAUGCAGGUCCGCAACAGCAACGUUCCCGUCAAGAGCCUCGAGGUCAGCACCGACGGCGGCAAGUCGUGGAAGGGCACCACCCGCCGUGACUACAACUUCUUUGAGAACCCCAGCGGCUUCGGAACCCAGACCGUCGAUGUCCGUGUUACUGGCUCUACCGGCGCCACCAUCAUUGUCAAGAACGUCAGCGUCGAGCCCAUGAAGGAGACCAAGGCCGGCUCUAACUUCCCUUAA